UUGAGAACAACUUCGUUUCAGUACGAAAAGGAAUGCGAAACCGUGGACUGCGAAGCCGAAUGGUUCGAAGGAGAAUGGGAACCAUGUUCCCAAACUUGCGGCGACAAGGGCGUGCAGUAUCGCGUAGUGUAUUGCCAUCAGGUCUUUGCCAAUGGUCGACGUAUCACUGUCGAAGACGGCAACUGUACUGAAGAGCGGCCUGCUGUGCAGCAAGAGUGCAACAGAUUCGCCUGCCCUGAAUGGCAAGCAGGACCAUGGUCAGCUUGCUCUGAGAAAUGCGGUGAUGCAUUCCAAUACCGCUCGGUCACGUGUCGAUCAGAAAAGGAAGGCGAAGAGGGCAAACUACUCCCGGCUGACUGCUCGAAAUGCAAUGAUACCGAAGAGACCCGUGAGGUGACUUGCAAAGACACUCAAGGACGAGCUUAUCCUCUGGAGAAAUGUUUGACAGAUGAUGAGAAAGAGAUUCCUCCAGAUACCAGGUACGCACACAAAUUCCUCAUUUUUUCGGCGCUAGCAUUUUGGUCUACCCGUCGGCAGUGGGUCAGGGCAGCAUCGGAGUCGCAGCACCACGACAAGUAUGAGAACACCAUUUCAUAUACGUCUGCGACCUCUCAAAGAAAUAGUGUCAACCUAGUGAUACCCCAAGGAUCACUUGUUCCCAUGGAUGAUGAGUAA
This is a messenger RNA of Cooperia oncophora, 675 nucleotides long. The record is from the annotation of a GenBank genome assembly. Lineage: Eukaryota; Metazoa; Nematoda; Chromadorea; Rhabditida; Trichostrongylidae.